AUGGCAUCCUCGGUUCUUCCAGUCGCUUUACAAAAUAAGCUGCUGGGAUACAGCAGAGCUCCUAAUGCGCAGCUGGCGGCGUUGAAUUUGGAGAUUCUUAAAAACAUUGUAUUCUUAGUUUUUAUUCUUCGCUACGUUCGCAAGACGUUCUAUUCUUUACGCGGUUAUGGUGUCCUCGGUAGCAUCCGAAAUCUCUACGCCGCGGUCCGUCUCUUCUGCUACUCCAUAUUCCUGCGCUUCCCCGGUGUCCGAGGUCAGGUCGACAAGCAGGUUUCGUCAGCAAUUGAAAACCUGGAGACAAAGCUUGUUGCAACCGGCCCUGGUGUCACGAGAUAUUUAAAUCUGCCUAAAGAGGGAUGGACCCCCGAACAGAUCCGCGCUGAGCUUGAGAAGCUGGCAAAUAUGGAGCAUACCCGGUGGGAAGAUGGUCGCGUCAGCGGUGCUGUGUAUCACGGUGGACAAGAUCUUCUGAAGCUCCAGGCGGAGGCGUUUGGGCAGUUUGGAGUCGCCAACCCCAUCCACCCGGAUGUUUUCCCUGGUGUCAGGAAGAUGGAAGCUGAAGUUGUGGCUAUGGUACUUGCGCUAUUCAAUUCUCCGGCUGAUGGUGCUGGUGUUACUACGAGCGGUGGCACUGAAUCUAUCCUGAUGGCCUGUUUGGCGGCGCGGCAAAAGGCGUACGCUGAACGCAGAAUAACAGAGCCGGAAAUGAUCAUUCCCGAUACCGCUCAUGCUGCUUUUUACAAGGCUUCCGAAUACUUCGGAAUCAAACUGCAUCGCGUACCCUGUCCAGCUCCCGAGUAUAAAGUCGAUAUUCCUGCGGUGCGUCGCUUGAUCAACCCGAACACUGUCCUCCUCGUUGGUUCCGCGCCAAACUUCCCUCAUGGCAUUGUUGAUGAUAUUCCUGCCUUGUCCCGACUUGCCACAGCGUACAAGAUCCCUCUGCAUGUUGAUUGCUGCUUGGGCUCCUUUGUAAUUGCGUUCCUCAAGAAGGCCGGCUUCCCAUCUCCCUAUGAGGAGGAGGGUGGAUUCGACUUCCGCCUCCCUGGUGUGACCAGCAUCAGUGUAGACACCCAUAAAUACGGAUUCGCGCCAAAGGGCAACUCCGUGGUGCUCUACCGAAACCGGACCUACCGCAGCUAUCAGUAUUUCGUCUAUCCUGACUGGUCCGGUGGUGUCUAUGCAUCUCCAUCUGUGGCAGGAUCUCGGCCAGGUGCUCUUAUCGCGGGUUGCUGGGCCAGUUUGAUGAGUGUUGGAGAAUCCGGUUACAUCAAGAGUUGCCUUGACAUCAUGGGUGCAGCAAAGAAGUUCGAGGCAUCUAUUAGAGAGCACCCACUCCUAUCGAAAAACCUUGAUGUUGUUGGAAAGCCCAUGAUCAGCGUUGUUGCUUUCCAGAGCAAAAACGGCGCCGUUGACAUCUACGAUAUGGCCGAUGCUUUGUCCGCCAAGGGCUGGCAUCUCAACGCUCUCCAAUCGCCUGCAGCGAUUCAUGUAGCGUUUACUAUUCCUACAGCCUCUGCUAUUGACCAACUCACUACUGACCUCAUUGAGGUUGUCGAGAAGGAAUUGGAUAAGGCAGAGGAGAGGAAGCGGCAAGGAAAGUCGUAUAUCAUCAAGCGUGGUGAUACGGCUGCCUUGUAUGGCGUAGCCGGCAGUAUGCCCGAUAAGAGUAUUGUCAGUCGUCUGGCCGAGGGCUUCCUGGACACUCUGUAUAAAGCCUAG
This is a messenger RNA of Aspergillus bombycis, 1719 nucleotides long. RefSeq names its product sphinganine-1-phosphate aldolase DPL1. The transcript is spliced from 4 exons. Gene Ontology annotation, biological process: carboxylic acid metabolic process; sphingolipid catabolic process. Gene Ontology annotation, cellular component: endoplasmic reticulum. Gene Ontology annotation, molecular function: sphinganine-1-phosphate aldolase activity; pyridoxal phosphate binding. Bases 1 to 1719 code for a protein of 572 amino acids. The record is from RefSeq and is a predicted model, not a curated record. NCBI's taxonomy places the organism in Eukaryota, Fungi, Ascomycota, Eurotiomycetes, Eurotiales, Aspergillaceae.